GGAAGUGUUUGAGGAAGUGGCGCUCGGCUGGUGGGUUUGAGAUUCCCGCAUUUUAAUGUCGUCUGGGUGGCGCCCGCGCCCCGCCGCCAGAGUUAGCAGGACAUCAGUAUGAGCUGGUCACCUUCCCUGCCAACCCAGACAUGCGGGGCCUGGGAAAUGAAAGAACGGCUUGGGACAGGGGGAUUUGGGAACGUCAUCCGAUGGCACAAUCAGGAAACGGGCGAGCAGAUCGCUAUCAAGCAGUGCCGGCAGGAGCUUAGUCCCCGGAACCGCGAGCGCUGGUGCCUGGAGAUCCAGAUCAUGAGGAGGCUGAACCACCCCAACGUGGUGGCCGCCCGGGACGUCCCCGAGGGCAUGCAGAGCCUGGCUCCCAACGACCUGCCCCUGCUGGCCAUGGAGUACUGCCAGGGAGGGGACCUGCGGAAGUACCUGAACCAGUUUGAGAACUGCUGUGGCCUGCGGGAAGGAGCCAUCCUCACCUUGCUGAGCGACAUCGCCUCUGCACUUAGAUACCUUCACGAAAAUAGGAUCAUCCAUCGGGAUCUAAAGCCAGAAAACAUCGUCCUGCAGCAAGGGGAACAGAGAUUAAUACACAAAAUUAUUGACCUAGGAUACGCCAAGGAGCUGGACCAGGGCAGUCUGUGCACUUCCUUUGUGGGGACUCUGCAGUACCUGGCCCCUGAGCUGCUAGAGCAGCAGAAGUACACGGUGACCGUGGACUACUGGAGCUUCGGCACCUUGGCCUUCGAGUGUAUCACGGGCUUCCGGCCCUUCCUGCCCAACUGGCAGCCCGUGCAGUGGCACUCCAAAGUCCGACAGAAGAGUGAGAUGGACAUCGUGGUGAGUGAGGACCUGAACGGAGCUGUGAAGUUCUCCAGCUCGUUACCCCACCCGAGCAACCUCAACAGCGUCCUGGCCCAGCGGCUGGAGAAGUGGCUGCAGCUGAUGCUGAUGUGGCACCCCCGACAGAGGGGCACCGACCCCGUCUACGGGCCCAAUGGCUGCUUCAAGGCCCUGGACGACAUCUUAAACUUGAAGCUGGUUCACGUCUUGAACAUGGUCACGGGCACCAUUCACACCUACCCCGUGGCAGAGGACGAGAGUCUGCCUAGCUUGAAGGCCCGGAUCCAGCAGGACACAGGCAUCCCCGAGGAGGACCAGGAGCUGCUGCAGGAAGCGGGUCUGGCCUUGACCCCCGACAAGCCCGCCGCUCAGUGCACCUCCGACGGCAAGCUGAACGAGGGCCGCACCCUGGACAUGGAUCUCGUUUUCCUCUUUGACAACAGCAGGGUCACCUAUGAGACCCAGAUCUCCCCACGGCCCCAGCCGGAAAGUGUCAGCUGUAUCCUGCAAGAGCCCAAGAGGAGCCUCCCGUUCUUCCAGCUGAGGAAGGUGUGGGGCCAGGUCUGGCACAGCAUCCAGGCCCUGAAGGAGGACUGCGGCCGCCUGCAGCAGGGCCAGCGCGCUGCCAUGAUGAAUCUGCUCCGGAACAACAGCUGCCUGUCCAAGAUGAAGAAUUCCAUGGCCUCUAUGUCUCAGCAGCUCAAGGCCAAGCUGGAUUUCUUUAAAACCAGCAUCCAGAUUGACCUGGAGAAGUACAGUGAGCAGAAAGAGUUUGGGAUCACGUCAGACAAGCUGCUGCUGGCCUGGAGGGAGAUGGAGCAGGCCGUGGAGCUCUGUGGACGGGAGAACGAGGUGAAGCAGCUGGUGGAGCGGAUGAUGGCGCUGCAGACGGACAUCGUGGACCUGCAGCGCAGCCCCGUGGGCCGGAAGCAGGGCGGGACGCUGGACGACCUAGAAGAGCAGGCGCGGGAGCUUUACCGGAGGCUGAGGGAGAAGCCCCGAGACCAGCGAACUGAUGGCGACAGUCAGGAAAUGGUACGGCUGCUCCUGCAGGCAAUCCAAGGCUUUGAGAAGAAAGUGCGAGUGAUCUAUACGCAGCUCAGUAAGACUGUGGUCUGCAAGCAGAAGGCUCUGGAGCUGCUGCCCAAGGUGGAGGAGGUGGUGAGCCUAAUGAGCGAGGACGAGAAGACUGUGGUUCGGCUGCAGGAAAAGCGACAGAAGGAGCUCUGGAACCUGCUGAAGAUCGCCUGCAGCAAGGUGCGAGGUCCCGUCAGUGGAAGCCCGGACAGCAUGAACACAUCCCGCCUGAGUCACCCCAGCCAGCUGCUCUCUCAGCCUUGCCCAGCCCCUGACAGCUUACCCGGGGCCACCAAGAAGAGUGAAGACCUCGUGGCUGAAGCACACACCCUGUGCACCCGGCUGGAAAACGCCCUGCAGGACACCAUGAAGGACCAGGACCAGAGCUUAAGGUCUCUAGACUGGAGCUGGUUGCAGUCGGGGGAGGAGGAGAAGCCUGGAGCGGGCCUCCUGAUGGUGGGCGGCCCUGACCCUGCCGGGCUGCCUGGCCCGAGGCCCCCGGGGCCCCGCCGCGUCGCGUCCAGUGUUCUCGGCACCCAGAUGGAGAUCUCGCUUCCCCAGCAGCCAUGACCAUCACCGUGGACCGAGGAUGCAGCCCUCCGGGGCAGUGCCAGCAGCUUGUCUGCACGCUGGACGUCCUCCGCCACAGAGGCCCAGCAGACGUGGACGCCGAGCACGGUGUCUGGGGAGAUGGAGACACGGCAGCCACUGCCUCUGAGCGGAGAGAAGUGCUCCGAGUACGGUGGCUCCACAGACCACUGGCCACACGUCUAACUGACUUUUAGGGCGAAGUAUGAACGGCACUUGGUGCUAGCUGUCCUCUCCUGACCCCUCCUGAUCUCCAGAGGCCUCAUCCACCUGUCUUCAUAGCUAAGGUUUAAUCUGGAUCCGGCUUCUCUUGAAACCGUGGAUUCAGCCCAGCCCGGUCCUCCCUCCUCUUCUGACUUCACGGCUGCUAACGUUUUCCUUCUGCCUUCGACCUUGGGCCAGGCUGGGUGAGUGCUGCUUUCCCCAUCCGGAGUCUCUCCAGCCAGAGUGAGUCGCUGGUGCCAGGAGGGGAGAGCAUCUCCCUUCCUGUGGGUCCCAGAGAGUCCCCGGGAGCAAGCUGCCAUGGAGAAGAAGGAAAGAAGAGGAAGGUGUCUGUCAACCACCAGCUUGCUGACCCCUGUGCCCACACCCCCUGCCCCUGGGUGUGGCAGGGUGCACGGGGCAGUUCCCAUCCCUCGUAUCAUCCAGCGGUAUUAUUAAAUGGAUUUCUAUUUAAAAAACAGAUUCUCUAUUUUGUAACAUGACUCAAAUCCCACCGUCUAUUUUUAUAAUACCUCUGGUUGGGACUUCGGAACUCAAAGCCCAGCUUUAAUGGAAAGUUUUAUGAAAGUGAAUAUGGUGCCGGAUCAAACAGUGCUAGAGCACCAGCACCGCCUCUGUGACGUUUCACAAAAGCUGCUCCUUCCUAUAAUAGCAGGAGAGCAAAGUGAGUUCAGAUGAUAACAAACAGGCAAGUUUGGUUGGAGAAGAAAGUGGGACGAGAAGAGUUUCACAGAGUGCCUUCCGUGGAGGCGGUACAGUGGGUUCUGUGUCAGGGAAGUUUGGGAAACGCUUCAUGCUUUAACUGCCUCUUGGAGAUUCACCUUGUGCACUGGUUUAUUAAAGAAUCUGAAAGAUCUAUAAUAAUAAACUGGCUUAA
Messenger RNA from Mesoplodon densirostris (Blainville's beaked whale), 3607 nucleotides. RefSeq names its product inhibitor of nuclear factor kappa B kinase subunit beta (gene IKBKB). Gene Ontology annotation, molecular function: IkappaB kinase activity; protein binding; ATP binding. The record is from RefSeq and is a predicted model, not a curated record. Gene Ontology annotation, biological process: positive regulation of transcription by RNA polymerase II; peptidyl-serine phosphorylation; tumor necrosis factor-mediated signaling pathway. Bases 109 to 2490 code for a protein of 793 amino acids. The transcript is spliced from 22 exons. Lineage: Eukaryota; Metazoa; Chordata; Mammalia; Artiodactyla; Ziphiidae. Gene Ontology annotation, cellular component: cytoplasm; IkappaB kinase complex.